Messenger RNA from Diachasma alloeum, 1045 nucleotides. RefSeq names its product gametocyte-specific factor 1. The coding region runs from base 164 to 787 and encodes 207 amino acids. The record is from RefSeq and is a predicted model, not a curated record. The transcript has 4 exons. Lineage: Eukaryota; Metazoa; Arthropoda; Insecta; Hymenoptera; Braconidae.
UCCCCCCGGCGGCCGGCCUUUUUCUCAAAAUCGGGACAAAGGAUUCAGUGAUUCAGUCCAGUCGUUCGCUGCUGCCGUGUCCGUAUGCGUGUCUCUCGUUGAGCAAGACAACAAAAGAAGAAUAUUAUAUUUGAGUAUUAUUCAUUCUCUAGAGAAAUUGAAGAUGGAGAGAGAAACAAACAUGAGGAUUUGUCCCUACAACGAGCAGCACCUCGUUCAUCGGUCUAGAUUCGUAAAACACAUCUUGAAAUGUGCUAAGAAUUAUCCACCGAAGUAUAAGGAAUCGUGCCCAUUCAAUGCAACUCACAUAAUGUUCCGUUCAGAGCUGGAAGAGCACAUGAAUUUGUGCCCCGACAAGAGGGGCGCCAAUCCAGAGUUGUACAGUUUUGUCAAGAAACAUGGAUCCCUGAAUACGCCUUCUCCAUCGGAGAUCGAGGAAGCCCUGACUUGCGUCGACACCUGGGAUGGCAACAUUGAGAAUCGACUGAAAGACUUCACUGAUACAAGCUCAGUGGCUAGCGACACUGAUGAAUCAACAUGCACACUGUACAACCCUGUGAAGCCUCCCACAAAUGACAUGAAACCCCUACGUCCACCAAGGGGAUAUGGAUUGCCCAUAAUGAUGCAGUUCGGUGAUAAUAAUGGUCGUGAUGAUGUCGAGUCAGUCAUGUCGAGUCACUCAGUCAGCACUCUGGCUCCUGGUGGUCGUGGCAUCAGACCACCCUCAGCUACACCGCUGAGUUCACCAGCCUUCCUAGGACGUGGAGGUGGUCGAAAGCACGUCUAAACUCCAUUCAAUACUGCUAUUCAUUUAUUCAAAACCGAAAUGAAUUCACUUGAAAGACUAAAAAAACUACUUCCUUUUGUUUUAAUAAAAAAAUAAUAAUUCUUAUUCUAGUAUCAAUACUUUGAUACACACAUUCAAAACUGAAAAAGCUUCACUUCCUUAGUUAUAAUUUUUCUCUUAUUUACUUCUUACUUCGAUAUCAAAAUUUGAUACACAAAUUCACAGCUGAAAAUGAACUCAAUUUAAGAGAAAAUUUCA